Messenger RNA from Dimorphilus gyrociliatus, 1914 nucleotides. NCBI's taxonomy places the organism in Eukaryota, Metazoa, Annelida, Polychaeta, Dinophilidae. The record is from the annotation of a GenBank genome assembly.
AUUGCCUGAUGUGAAUAAACUGGUAGUUGCCAAACUGAUAAAUUGCGGAACAUUCUAAAUCGAGCAUUCGUCAUAUCUACAACUCAUUACAAUCUCUCAAGUUGAGAUAUAGAGAAAGUAUCUAAAAAAGGAAUCACUUCCGAAAAAAUAUAUUGUUCUUAUGCUGAGAGAAUAUUUUACAAUUAAUGGUCUUUAGGAACGAUAAUGGAUGAAAAUAUUAAUAAUACCCAGGCCCGUCUUCGGAAGAACCAAGGGGCUAAAGUUGAGACAAAAGAAUAUGAAGAAUGUAAGGCUAGAUUUGAUUAUGCCAAAGAUAACUUGGACGAUAAUGAUGAUAAAAGUGUACCCCCAUUAUCUUUUGAAAAUUCUUGGACGGAAGGACAGAGACUUUCAUUUAAUGUAAAACAACAAUGGCAAUUUCUUGUAUUCUUCCUAUCUCUUUGUAUAUCUAUGUAUUUCUUAACUAUAUACAACGAAAGACAAUUAAUAAAAAUAAAAGAGGAAUACGCUAUGAAUGUAAAGCAUGAAGAAUUUUGGUGGCAAAAAGCUUUUAUUUAUAGGAUUGAUGUUGGACAGUUUGUUGAUUCGAACAAGGAUGGUGUUGGGGAUUUUUUAGGAAUCGUUGCAAAAAUUGAGUUAUUGAACUCUCUAUUGGUCGAUGCAAUAUUAAUUGAAAAUGCCUUCUCGCAAACUGAAUCUGGAGCAAUAUUAAAUUUUUACGAUGCCCACUCAAAAUAUGGCGGAUUGGAAGAGUUUAAGCAAAUGAUUUCAGUAUUGAAGGAAUCUGGUGUAAGAGUUUUAUUAAGGGUGAGACCCAAUCAAACUAGCAAACUUCAUAAUUGGUUCGUAUUAAGCGAGACAUGUGGAGAUUGUAAAGAAAAAGAUUACUAUAUAUGGGCAGACUGUUCUCCUGGUAAACCCCCAAAUAACUGGAAAAAUAACAGAGGAGAAUCAAUAUGGAAUUAUAGUGAAGUUAGAAAACAAUGCUAUUUAAGUCAAUUAGGUGGGAAACUUGCCGACUUAAACUUUCGAAAUGUAAAUGUAAUUAACGAGUUUAAAAAUAUAUUCAAAAAAUGGUUAAAAUUAGGCAUCGAUGGCUUCCUUUUAGACGAACUUGAUUUAUUGUACGAAGAGGAAGAUUUAUCUGUAGAUGAAGUAGUAGACGAUGUGGAAGUAAACGAGGAAGGAGAAACUAUUAAGAUUGAUACGUCAAAAGAAUUGACAAGAAACAGACACGAAGUUUAUGAUUUAUUAGCUCUAUGGCGAGAAGUGUUUGAUACCUAUCAGAUAAAAAAUAACGUUCAACUUUUUAUUUCCUGUCAAUUUCUGGAGCCUGACAUGCCCUCAGAAUCAGCACGAUAUUUUGACACUGGAAUAGACGCUCCAAUAAAAACAUUUAAUGUUGUUCCCAAGUGUGGUAGCAUGUGUUUUUACCAAGAAAUUGACAGUUGGAUCACCGAAGUUCCAUCAAACAAAGUCUCCUCUUGGGGUCUUGAUGGAAAACAUUCCGUUUUACAUGAUUUAUUAAUUAUGACUCUUCCAGGAACUGCUUUUAUCCAAAGAAAUUUAUCAGAUGAUUCCGCAUUGAAAACAUUCGAAAGACUAUCUAAUCUUAGAAAAGAACAUUCCUUUCUUAAUGGAAAAUUCAAUUAUGCUGUUAUAACGAAUUCUAUACUUUCAUAUGUUCGUUACGCAAGGCGUUUCCUUCCUUACUUGGUUGCUGUGAAUUUUGGUGAAAAGACAGAAUCUAUCGAUUUUACAGAAUCUACAAAUUACAUGAGCGGUGAAAUAAUGGCAGUUACGAAUCCAACUGGUAAAUCCUUCAAUCAAUUAUAUCAGAAAGUUGGAUUAAAAGAUCUGAAGCUUAAUGACGGAGAAGGAGUUGUAAUCAGAUUACUUCCAGAUGACCUUUGA